Messenger RNA from Sorex fumeus (smoky shrew), 2082 nucleotides. It is a transcript of the gene TENT5C, whose product is annotated as terminal nucleotidyltransferase 5C. Gene Ontology annotation, molecular function: poly(A) RNA polymerase activity; RNA binding. The coding region runs from base 211 to 1386 and encodes 391 amino acids. Gene Ontology annotation, biological process: mRNA stabilization. The record is from RefSeq and is a predicted model, not a curated record. The transcript is spliced from 3 exons. NCBI's taxonomy places the organism in Eukaryota, Metazoa, Chordata, Mammalia, Eulipotyphla, Soricidae.
CGCUGCGGGGGCUCCUCUAGCUGCCCCGCUCCUGCCGGGAGCUGCUGCUCUUCUGCCGCCAGGGAAACGGUCUGAGCUGGACCAGCACCGGCUCUGUCCUUUGACAUUCUUGUUUGUGAAGAUGGAAAACUUAAUCUCUCUGGAAUCAAGCUUUUACUUGAGAUAACUGAAACCUUGUGUCGCUAAGCUCACCUGGAAGAACACCCCGAGAUGGCAGAGGAGAGCGGCAGUGGCAGGGAUUGUGACUCCUUCAGCGUGCUUAGCUGGGACCAGGUGAGCCGGCUGCAUGAGGUCCUGACCGAGGUGGUCCCCGUUCAUGGCCGAGGCAACUUUCCGACCUUGGAGAUCACUCUGAAGGACAUCGUCCAGACGGUCCGCGGGCAGCUGGAGGAGGCUGGUAUCAAAGUGCAGGAUGUCCGGCUGAAUGGUUCUGCUGCAGGCCACGUCCUGGUCAAAGACAAUGGCUUGGGUUGCAAAGACCUGGACCUGAUCUUCCACGUGGCUCUCCCAACGGAGGCCGAGUUUCAGCUGGUCAGGGAUGUGGUGCUGUGCUCCUUGCUGAACUUCCUGCCCGAGGGUGUGAACAAACUCAAAAUCAGCCCGGUCACUCUGAAGGAGGCGUACGUCCAGAAGCUGGUGAAGGUCUGCACGGACACUGACCGCUGGAGCCUCAUCUCUCUCUCCAACAAGAAUGGGAGGAAUGUGGAGCUGAAGUUCGUCGACUCCAUCCGGCGGCAGUUUGAGUUCAGCGUGGACUCCUUCCAGAUCAUCCUGGAUCCCUUGCUGGUCUUCUACGACUGCUCUGCUGGCCCCAUCUCGGAGCACCUGCACCCCCAGGUGAUCGGGGAGAGCGUGUACGGGGACUUUGAGGAAGCCUUGGACCACCUGCAGAACAGACUGAUCGCCACCAAGAACCCCGAGGAGAUCCGGGGCGGGGGUCUUCUCAAGUACAGCAACCUCCUCGUGCGGGACUUCCGGCCCACCAACCAGGAUGAGAUCAAGACUCUGGAGCGCUACAUGUGCUCCAGGUUCUUCAUCGACUUCCCCGACAUCCUGGAGCAGCAGCGGAAGCUGGAGACCUACCUCCAAAACCACUUCGCCGAAGGGGAGAGGAGCAAGUAUGACUACCUCAUGAUUCUUCGCCAGGUGGUGAACGAGAGCACCGUGUGUCUCAUGGGGCAUGAGCGGAGACAGACCCUGAACCUCAUCUCCCUCCUAGCCUUGCGAGUGCUGGCCGAACAGAACAUCAUCCCCAAUGCCACCAAUGUCACCUGCUACUACCAGCCUGCACCUUAUGUCAGCGACGGCAACUUCAACAACUAUUACGUGGCCCAUCCUCCGGUGACCUACAGCCAGCCCUACCCGACCUGGCUGCCCUGUAACUAGCCGUGAGACCGGAGGGUUUCCACAGUGGGACCCCCAUAGGCUAGGGCUCUCAGGUAGGGGAGCCUCCUUCUAGAUGUAGGUGUUUGGCUUUUAAAGGGGAACUCAGCUCUGAUUCUGCCUUUUUUGUUGUUGUUCUUUGCCCAUUGGAAUGGGUCAACAGUCUUAUCAUGAGCCAACCCUAAGAAGACCCACUAUUCCAGUGCCGCUUUGGAAAAUGCUAUCGGAAGUCUGACGUACCUAGGCGUAGCCUUCUCAGACAGACGCAAACAAGUCACGCCUCACACUCCUUUGUGAGCUCUGUGCGUUCACUGAGAUGGGGGAGAUGCUCCGGCUGGGUCUGAGAAAGCGUUUCUGCCGCCAGUCUUCUCACUUGUGCCUCACAUAAGCCAUGUUGGCCCUCAUUAGGGAUUCUCAGGAAAGUCGUGCCGAUAGUCUUAAGUGGAUGUCUCAGCUUUCGUUGGGCAGGUAGUGAGGGGUGUUCUUGUGGCUUCAUUUGUGUUGAUGCGACUAAGUUGCCUACAUUCGUUCCCUUUCAGAGAGCUGAGGAUUUCUUUCAUUUCCCCCAGAAAACAAAGUCAGUUGCUGGAGAAUUGAGAUCUAGUUGCAAGUGUUUUCUGGUUUAAAUGCGAGUCUAUCAUGAGGAAUUGUGAGAGAUUACUGAGGAAAAAAAAAAAAAAGACAACCUGUUUCUUGAAA